AUGUUCAGAAACGCUCUCAAGCAGUCCAGCCGGACGGUGGGUGCAAUUUCUGCCUCUGGCAGAAUUGCCACGCGAACUGCCACUCCAGCAACUUUCAACGCAGCAUCAAAAUCAGUCCGAAGCUACGCAUCUGAUGCUAAGGCCUCCCCCACCGAAGUUUCCUCCAUUCUUGAACAAAGAAUUAGAGGCGUUCAAGAAGAGUCCGCUCUUGCCGAGACUGGACGUGUUCUGUCUGUUGGUGACGGUAUCGCUCGUGUCCAUGGUAUGAGCAAUGUCCAAGCCGAGGAACUUGUCGAGUUCGCAUCCGGUGUCAAGGGCAUGUGCAUGAACUUGGAAGCUGGCCAAGUCGGUGUUGUGCUUUUCGGUUCUGAUCGUUUGGUCAAGGAGGGUGAGACCGUCAAGCGUACCGGAGAGAUUGUCGAAGUUCCAGUUGGAAUGGAGUUACUCGGCCGUGUUGUUGAUGCUCUCGGAAACCCAAUUGAUGGCAAGGGACCAAUCAAGACCACCGAGAAGCGCCGUGCGCAACUCAAGGCCCCUGGUAUUCUUCCCCGUCGAUCCGUACACGAGCCAGUACAGACUGGUCUUAAGUCUGUCGACGCAAUGGUGCCCAUUGGACGUGGUCAACGUGAGUUGAUCAUUGGUGAUCGUCAAACCGGAAAGACUGCUGUUGCCCUUGAUGCCAUGCUUAACCAAAAGCGUUGGAACGAGGGAACCGAUGAGAGCAAGAAGCUCUACUGUGUCUACGUUGCCAUUGGUCAAAAGAGAUCUACUGUUGCCCAAUUGGUCAAGACUCUCGAAGAGAAUGACGCCAUGAAGUACUCCAUCGUCGUGGCAGCCACCGCUUCCGAGGCCGCUCCUCUUCAAUAUAUCGCACCUUUCACAGCAACAUCCAUGGGAGAAUACUUCAGAGAUAAUGGGAAGCACGCUCUUAUCGUAUUCGACGAUCUUACCAAGCAAGCCGUCGCAUAUCGUCAAAUGUCUCUCCUUCUCCGUCGUCCUCCUGGACGUGAAGCAUACCCGGGUGAUGUUUUCUACUUACAUUCCCGUCUCCUCGAACGUGCUGCUAAAAUGCACGAAAGACACGGUGGUGGAUCUUUGACUGCUCUUCCAAUCAUUGAGACCCAAGGUGGUGAUGUGUCUGCUUAUAUCCCAACCAACGUUAUUUCGAUUACUGAUGGACAGAUUUUCUUGGAGGCCGAGCUUUUCUACAAGGGUAUUCGUCCAGCGAUUAACGUUGGUCUUUCCGUGUCUCGUGUCGGAUCUGCUGCCCAACUUAAGGCCAUGAAGCAAGUCGCUGGUUCCUUGAAGCUUUUCUUGGCUCAAUACCGUGAAGUCGCUGCUUUCGCACAAUUCGGUUCCGAUUUGGAUGCUGCUACCAAGCAAAUUCUCAAUCGUGGUGAAAGAUUGACUGAGCUCCUUAAGCAAAAGCAAUACUCUCCCAUGGCUGUUAACGAAAUGGUUCCUCUCAUUUACGCCGGUGUUAAUGGUCACCUUGACACUGUACCAGUCAGCAAGGUUCUCCAAUGGGAGGCUGACUUCAUCUCACAUCUCAGGACCAAUGAGUCAGACUUAUUGGCAACGAUCGAUAAAGAGGGUGCUCUCAGCAAGGACCUUGAGGCUAAAUUGAAGGACAUUGUUGUCUCUUUCACCAAGAGCUUCGUCUAA
Molecule: messenger RNA, 1665 nt
Organism: Sclerotinia borealis F-4128
Lineage: Eukaryota; Fungi; Ascomycota; Leotiomycetes; Helotiales; Sclerotiniaceae
Source: the annotation of a GenBank genome assembly